Messenger RNA from Mercenaria mercenaria, 10175 nucleotides. RefSeq lists its product as uncharacterized. NCBI's taxonomy places the organism in Eukaryota, Metazoa, Mollusca, Bivalvia, Venerida, Veneridae. The coding region runs from base 151 to 3642 and encodes 1163 amino acids. The record is from RefSeq and is a predicted model, not a curated record. The transcript has 19 exons.
GGAUACCGUUGUGACCGGUAAAAUGUCAAUAGAACGGAUCCUUCCUGGUACAAAUCUUCUUAAAUUUUCUUUAUUUAAUGUUGUCAAUAUUGAACCGUAUUUUAUAAUAUAUAGACGAGUCUUCUGUCGUGAAAACUUUGACUAGUCACCAUGUCCUCCAAGCACAGAAAUGCAAGUACAUGUAGGUCAAAGGUCAUUCAAGAUCUAGAUCAGAGUGAUCUCUUCCUUGUUGGAGGCAAUGCUCUUAAACUGCCGCAUAGACCACCAGAUGUAACAGAUUACAGAGGACCUUUGUAUCACUGUGACAACCAUUUAUAUACAAGACCAGCUAGUAAUAUAUCAGACGUACCUGUGACUGAAAAUGAAACUAGAGGUCUCUUCAAUCCCCAUAGUAGACCACCUAGUGGGUUGCAGAGUAGACUUACAGGAAUCAUACCUGAAAGUUAUAUAAAUAGACACAACUCUGACCUGCCUAAACCGGAAAGUGUAACUAAAGGUCUUUUUAGCCGGCCUCCUAGUGCAUAUAGUCGACCAACAAGUGCAUAUCGCCCUGUUUCCAGGGCUGGAUCGUUACUGGAUUAUGAUGUAGACCCUGACCAUGAACCUAUCACUGAUGUGCUAUCAAGGCUUGAUGAAUAUUCUCAGAACUUCGUGGCGAGUUUACCUCCAGCGUACACUGACUGCGAGUGUGCUGUUGAGGACUACAGGGUAUCAAGUCGACAGGCGAGGGUUUAUCACAGUGACUCAGAGCAUACAGACUCUGAUGAUGAAGAUGCUGGUGUCACAAUGAAUGUUCUGCUGAAGACCUUUCAACAGUUUGAAGACAAAGGUCAUUCUGGCAGUCGACAGAAGGCUAUGAUGACCCUUGUAAACAGUUACAUAUCUCUGGAAACAAUAACAGAACAGCAAUUAUUGGAGCUUCUACAGUACAUGAAAACCAGUGUGUCAGAAGUGCAGGAAGCAUGUCUAGUUCUACUGAAGUAUUGUGUGAAAAACUCACAGACCCUCAGCAGGUUACUUGAGAAAAAAAUUCUCAAUUUUCUGUAUGAUUGCCUUGUUGAAAUUGAAAAGAAGCAUUUACGGAAAUCAGCUCUUCUUCUGCUUGAAUAUAUAUUUUCCAAACCGGAGUUCAAAGAAAACUGGUACGAACUAUCCGUUACAAAGUUCUUACCCAAACUGAUAUCAAUGGUUCGAGGUGAGAUACCCCUGGAUGUGAAGUACGCAGCAUGCUGUGUGUUCCGAUCAUUUGCCCAGUAUGAGGACUUCAUAGCAUUUGUUACAGAUGAAAUACUGCCCAGUGUUUUGCUGAUGAGGAAUGCUAGCGCUAAAUUUAAGGAAGUCUAUGUUGAGAUACUAACAAGUUUGCUGUCACAUACAGACUGUAUACCACCAGAUCUAGUUGAUAGUAGUGCCAUACCAAUUACAGUCAGUAUAAUCAGGGAAGGUCCAUGUGGUCCCCAGUGUGCUGCCCUUCACUUACUAUCAUCUCUCACAAUCAGUGAUUCAGGUGUUUCCACUGUGAUAGGAACUAGCAGUCUGGUUCCUAUGUUACUGUGCUGUAUGAAAGAGUCACAUUGCAGAAAAGUUCGCCAGCAUGCAACAGAGGUGAUUAGAAACUUGUGUACAAGCCGUAAACUUGGACUGUGUAAAGAUUUGAUGUUACAGUUGAGUAGUUACCUUGUGCCCAGUCUAGAGCAAGAUUCAUUAACCAGUCUAUCACAGAUGGCAACAUCAAGUGCUAUGACAGUAGUAUCAGCUAAACUGAGGUUUGAUGAGGAACGUCAGAUGUGGCUUGGGCUGGAAAAAUUCCUGGAUAUGACAAAAAGUGUAAUAUUUAGGGAAGCUAAAGUGGAGGUAGAUGAUCUAGGCCUUGUAACAAAGGUUCACAUGAAGCCAUGCAUUGAUACAUGUCCCAUACAACUAGGCCUACUGGCCCAGGCCUUUCAAGUGCUACAGUACAUGUGCUUAUGGCCGUUAGACAAGUCUCGGCUAGGGUUCAGCGCCAACAGAGUGGAUCUAACAACUUUCACAGAUGAUGAAAAACAAAGAUUGCGCCUUUCCAAGGUAAAUCGUGGUCUAACACAAGCCAUUUGGGACAGAGUCGGGAUUAUUGUAACAGAUCUGCUGCUGUCCUAUGCUGACAAAUUCUCCAAAAUGCGUGCAGAGUCCGUUAAAGGGAGACAUCUAGGUAGUCUUGACACAGUUUUUGAACCAGGGGAAGUUACUCUGAUCACCAGUCUGCUGGAGUUAACACUGAGUUCAGCUCUUUGUACUUGUGUAGCUUUUCCAGACAUUAUGCCAAAACUUGAAGUCAAAUCUCCAAAAAGAAAAUCCAGAUCUCCAAGCAAGCUUAAAUCAUUCUCCACACCACAGAUAUCAGAUGAUAAUAAAUCUAGUCAAAAUGUGGAGUCAAGAUUGAAAUCCCAGUCAGACUCUGGUAAAGGUUUUGCUACGGAUGGAUAUAAAGUCUGGGAGAAGGAAACUCCAUACUUAACCAGUUCACAGUCAAACACGAGUCACAAUGUUGCCAUGGAGAAAAGUAAAGCAGAGUUACGUCAUAAAGAGGCGUGUACAGACAGACGGUUACUACGCAAGUGUCUGUAUGAAGCCGAUGUGUUCAGAUGUGUGUGUCCAUUCAUUUAUUGUUCAGAUGAGAGUAUACAGAUACUUGUUCUCCAAAUUUUACGAUGUUUGAUCCAACCCCUUGAAGAGCGAGUGGCUCCAAAACUCAUGUCUGGUUCGGGAGUUUCAUCAGGCAAGGCAGGAAGACAAAGGCCACAGACUGCUGGUGCUGUCCCCGGCACAAACAAGAGACUGAGUGUUGCGCUGCACCAGAUGUCACCAGACAUGGCAGUCCUGAUCAAAGAAGCACUGGGUCCUCCCUUAGAGGAGAGUCAGACCCAGGUCCGGGCUGAGAAACCGGUUGUAAACAAAGUGAAUAUGCCAGUGGUCCAGGAGGGCUUGGAAAUUAUACAUGAAAGGUUGCAAGAGUUCACUGAACACAGUAAAUUUGAGGCAGAGACUAAAAAAGAGCCACAAGUGAGCAGUAAGGAACAUGUGAAACCUGUAAUAGACAGAUGUCGACCUAUAGCCCAACAAUGCCGUGAGGCCCUUACUGAGGGAUUAGGAGAGAGGCUUGUGACGGGGAUCUUCACAAAAUCUCGUCAAUUAAAGAAACAUUCUGUACUUUUGCUGUAUGAUUUUGUUCACUUUGGUGAGGGUGAGAGCCACAUGGCGUUGUCAAACUAUGGUUGUAUGCCAAAACUGAUAGACUUUCUGCGUGUUAAUGAGGACAACGAAUUACUAGAAAUUAUCGGACUGAUCAUUGUACGAAUAUUGGUAAACAGUGACACCAGACUGAGGCAGCUGUUUAACAGACACGGUGGUCCACAGUUGCUUUUGUCUAUGGCUCAGUACACAAAAGGCCUUCUCAAACAGGAAGUAACGACAACCCUAACCACAGUCUCCAAAGUGGAGAGUGUCCGCAAAAGACCCAUGUCAGCUCCAGUGCAUGGAACGGUACACAGAGACAGAGCACCAGAUGCUUGGGACCAUAUCCAAGCCCGCUGGAGACAGGAGGACCAAGUAGCUGGUGUACUAAGGCAGUGGAUGAUAGCUGAUAGAAAACACAGGAGAAAUUAAAGAAUAAUGCAGAAGAAAGCUUUCAUCUGUGCUAGAUUCGUAGUCAGCUUGGGUACAGUUGUUUAUGCAGGGGCAGGACCAUGGGGUCACAUGAAAAAAGUUACUUACAUAUUUCUCGUGGACAAUGCUGAGUGUAGUGCAAUCUUGUUUACAUACUUAGAAAUUUUUAGCUUGACUGUUCCAAGAAUACGUAGAGCUAUUUCACUCGCCCAUUCACCAGCAUCGAUGUCCAGUUUUGUUAAGUUUUUGUAUGUUAACUGGUAUCUCAGUGCCCACAAAUGGGAAUGGAUUGAAGCUUAACACACUUAUUCACUGUGAUGAUCUGACAUGUACUGCACAGGUUCCAUAACUCUGCUUUUUUUACUGCACUUUUACAAAAUUAUGCCCUAUUUCGACUUUUGUACUCAUUCAGUUAAAUUUCUUUGGUGACAAGGUUGCUGAAUAGUCAAACAUAGCUGCCCUCCAACAGCUCUUGUUAUAUUUGGGCUACUAAUUUUUAUGAUGUUAUAGUUCUGUAAGUCCUCUAGAUUAACAUUCAGCAUUACAAAUAUAAUGUCUAUUUAUUUUUGUCUUUAAAAUUGGACUUCGACAAAUUCAUGUCUCAAUAAAAUGGCCAUUUUGACUGAAAAUGUGGACAUUAAUGCCUUUGAAAUUAUAUUAUUUCACUGUAAAUUGUCUCACAUCUAUUGUAAGUUCAGAAUAUGAUACAUUUCUGUUUUGAAAAAAAAGUAUUACACUGAUGGAAAAAUAAUGUAAUUAGAGAAAAUUACUGUUAUACUGAUGACAAAGAAGCUUCUGUUUGUUCAGAUAUUUCUAUUUUAGUUCAAGAUUUUCUUUUAUACUUCUGAGAUGUUUGUUGUUCAGAACAGAAAUAAUCCAACAAAGAAGCUUCUGUUUGUUCAGAUAUUUCUAUUUUAGUUCAAGAUUUUCUUUUAUGCUUCUGAGAUGUUUGUUGUUCAGAACAGAAAUAAUCCAAAAAUAUCUCUAUUCUUUUGUAAAAGAAACCUGCUGGUUACAUUGUAAUUAUUUUGUAAGGUCAAAGUCAACAACUCGAAUUUAUUUGUUUAACCCUUACCCUGCUAAAUUUCUAUAAUGAAUUUGUCCAUCUUUAAAUUUGGACAGUACCAUUAACUGUUAAAAGGAGUACUUACCAAAAGACUGACUGAAUGGUGAAAAGUGUAGAUCAUGAUCAGCCUGCACAUGCCUGCAUGGAUGUGCAGGCUGAUCUUGGUCUACACAGGUAACAAAGGCAGAAUCAAUUGCCACCAGCAGGCUAAGGGUUAAAGUUAAACCAAAAUAAGUAUAGUUGCACAAGUUACAAUUUGAUGUGUUAUUAAUCCCCCGCCAUGAGUGAGUCAGCCCUGCCAGCUCAAGGUCAAGGUCACAACUUAGGGUCAAAGGUUUGAGCCUUCCAUUUUGUGCCUGCUCUGUAUCUCCUAAACCCCUUGAAGGAUUUUCAUGAAACUUGGGUCAAAUGAUCACCUCAACAAGAUAAUAUGAGAACUUAUGAGUCAGCCAUGUUGGCUCAAGGUCAAGGUCACAACUUAGGGUCAAAGGUUUGAGCCUUUCAUUUUGUGCCCACACUGUAUCUCCUAAUCCCCUUGAAGGACUCCUGUGAAACCUGGGCCAAAUGAUCACCUCAUCAAGACAAUGUGCAGAACUCAUGAGUCAGCCAUGCCGGCUCAAGGUCAAGGUCACAACUUAGGGUCAAAGGUUUGAGUCUUCCAUAUUGUGUCCACUCAGUAUCUCCUAAACCCCUUGAAGGAUUUUCAUGAAACUUGGGUCAAAUGAUCACCUCAUCAAGAACUCAUGAUUCUGCCAUGUCAACUCAAGGUCAAGGUCACAACUCAAGGUCAGAGGUUUGAGCUCUGUAUCUCCUAAACCCCAUGAAGGAUUUUCAUGAAACUUGGGUCAAAUGAUCACCUCAUCAAGACGAUGUGCAUAAUUUAUGAGUUAGCCAUGUCAGUUCAAGGUCAAAGUCACAGCUCAAGGUCAAAGGUUUACCCUUUCACUAUCCAUAACAGUGGCGGGGGAUUUAGCUGUCUUUCAGACUGCCUUGUUUUGAUUUUAAGUGAUAGUUGGGUUUUGGUUUUUCUUCUCAUUUAUUCAAAAGUAUUUUUGUGGGCAGCAAAUUGGCAUAAAUGGUAUAUUUUAAUUUUAGUUUUUUAAUUAAAAUAUAUCAGUCGUAGAAAAUAAUAUUUCCUUGCAUAAUCAGAAUUGAAUUAGCAAAUUAGCAAUUAUAAUUUUUGUGGUAAUACAACAAUGAAUAAUUGUGCUAUGUGCACAGUGACAUUUUCUUCUGCAGUUUGAGAUCAAUCGUUCUAGCUUACCUUUUUACCCAGCAUGUCCUAUAGGAUUCAAACCUAUGAAAUCUCAAAAAUAUAUCACGAGGAACCUUUUUACACGUUGAGGCUCAAUAAUUGGCAAAUUGCUGACGUGGCAUUAACGUGACAUUUUAAAAGAAUUUACUGUUGUUAACUUUUUACUUUGAGGGACAGUUAGAAAAAAGAUUUUAAUGCAGGAAUUUCAAGCCAUAGCAUGUUUCUUGUUCUUUUGAAGACUUUUAAGCUAAUGUUCACAUGCUUUCUUUUAAUUAAAUUUUCCUUGAUGAUGACUUAGAUUUUAAAACCAGGCUAGGAAUCAGUUAGCAGUUUUAAUUACAUCUGUUUUGUCACACCCAUCUGUGUGAAGAUAAGGGUUUCGUAUUUAACUGGAAACAGACAGAAGUCUCCACCUGAAAUGGAUGGAACAACUUGUUUCCAAUCAAGCCCACUGCAGAUGUCCUAUUUACCUCCCUUACUUCUAAGUCUAGGUCGAUACUGCUGGAAACAUUUCCAGUUUUAGUAAUCCUUCAGUGAUGAAAAUUAGUCAGUAUAUAUGUGUAUUGUAAUAUAUAUAUAUAGUUAAUGUAAAAGGCAAUGUAUCUGUUUCUGUAAAACUUUAAAAAGAAAAGAUUUUUUUUCUUUAAAAAUUUUCAUUUUUUUUUUAUAACUAUGAAAACAACACUUUUGUCCUUAAAAUAAAAAAAUCCUCCAGCCUAUCUUCAAAAUCGAAGAAUUCUUACCCUCACCACCCCCGACAUUCACCCCUACAGUCUUUUGUUUAAAGAUAUCCAAUGGCCAUCUUUCACUAAAUAUUUUAUCUUCCUAUAUUUGCUUGAAAUGUAGAAAAUAUUCAUUAAAUAUAUUCAAAUUUACUAAAUAUAUACAACAAGUUUGCAUAUAGAGCUGCACUCAUAAUUAAAUGUCAUGCAGUAACAGUUGAUUGUUAAAAAAUCCAGCCAGUUUUUAGUGGUAUUACAGAUUUUAUACUGUUUAUCUAUGCAUGUAUACAGAGUGUACUAUUUUAAACCAAAUGCAUAGUACUGUUACUACACAUAAACCUGUUUAUUUUAUGUUUACAUAAACUAUGAAGUGCGUGUUUUUAAAUAUUAAAUUUGGAUCUAAUAUACCUUUAAUAUUUCAGAUGUUAAAUAAAGACAAUAAUUUUCAAAAAAGCCUGUAACAGAACUGAUGAAUCAAGCAGGAAUGAAAGACUACAUUGUCAAACAAAUAUUUAAUUAAAGCCAAGUACAUAAUCCACAGCUGUAAUCCACAGCCAUAACCCUAGCCAUAAUCCACAGCCAUAAUUUACACCCAAUCCACAGUCAUAAUCCACAGCUAUUAUCCACAGUCAUGAUCCACAUCUAAAAUCAACAGCCAUAAUCCACAGACACUAUUGCUCAAUUUUAUGUUAAGUAAUUUUAAUUAUUGUUCUGAUAAGCUAAUUUUGUAUCAUGUUAUUGUGUUCAAUGUGUAAACAGAUGGCUUAUGUUUUUACUUAUAUAUAUAGGUAUAUUUUUGAUGUGAUUGCUCUGUAUUUAUUACUUGCUAAGAUUAUUAUGGUAUGGCACAGAAUAAGCUUGUGAGGACCUGCUGUAUGCCUGGUUUCUGGCCUGUAUUUCUUAAUAUGCCGAGUGUGACAUUUGAAUGUAGUUUUGUUUAACCUUUAGUCUGCUGGCGCCAAAUGAUUCUGGCUUGGUGACCAGUGCAGACCAAGAUCAGCCUGCACAUCCAUGCAGGCUGAUCAUGGUCUGCACUGUUCGCUAUUCAGUCAGUAUAUUUCCAGUGAAAGCCCCUUCGAAUAAUAAAUGGUAUUGCACAAAUGGAAUGAUGAACCAGUCCAUUUCAGAAAUGUAGCAGGCUAAAGGUUAAUUAAUAAGAAUCUUUACUAGUUGUAGGUGCGGAUGGGAAUAUCCAGCUUGAGGGUAACUGUGAGCCUCAUUACAACCUAAACAGUUACCUUUAAACUCGACAUUCUAAUCCAAACCUACAAGGAGGAUUUUUUUUCCUUGCAUACCAUAUUCUACAAAUAGCAGUAGAAAUGACUUACUUUUCAACUCUAUUUUCUUUAAAGUAUUAAAUGGAUUUACAUGUUCAUUCAUACUAAACAUUUGUUAUUCACAGCCAGAAAGACAUUUUUUUUCCAGCGCUAGUGUAAACACCAGUAAACUUGUGUCAGGUACUGGUAUGCAAGAUUUAACUUAUAUGUAUGAUAGAAAUGUUAGAGCUUUAUAUAGUCUUUGUUACCUAUAUUUUGUCAUAAUGUCAUUGAAAAUGGCUUUAAACCUAAUAAAUCAUUUUAUGCAUCAUUCAUCUUCAUCACCAGCUUAAACUGAUGAAAAAAUCAGUAAUAGGCUGUAAAACUAUACAUUUCUAUCUAUUUUACUUUUCUGUUGUGCUUGUAUGAUGCUAGGUUUUACAUGAAUUACAAUAUAAUUAUGCAACUGUUAGUCUAGAAUCUGUGAUAUAGAUGUUAGUAUUUGCUUAUUUAUAUUUUGCCACAGUGUUCAAUUUUGUUUUAAAGUAUAAAGAUUUAGUUAAAAUUGUAUUGAAUACAAAAUGUAUGAUAAGUGUGUAUGUAAUUAAAAAAAGGAUGAUUUUUUCAUAUUCAGGAGAAAUAUUUUUCAUAUAGGUACUAUUUCAAUACUAUUUUUAUUUUGUGGAGAAGUGGACUCUGUUUUUCCAGUUUUUUUAUGCUUACACCCUUCUACAGUUAUACAUCUUCACAUGCGGCCUUCUGAAAUUUAAAAAAAAAGAAUAACAUGUUGCGUGAUUGCUCUGUCAAAUAUUAACAUGAAAAAUACUGUGUUGAAGUUAAUUUGAUUUGUAAUAAGUCUUAUUUUUUAUUAUUAACAUGUUGCUUACAGGACUGUUAACAGGGCAAUUUAAGUUAUUGUUGUGCUCCUUACAAAUGUAGAAUGGACAUGAAGGUGUGUCUCAGAAAUUUUGGGUGUAAAACUACUGGUUCAGUGUAUGUGGAAAUGGGUCCAUAUUUUAAAGGCCCUUUAUCAAAGCAAACAUGUAAAUAUAGUAGGUAAAGAAAUGUAUUUCUAAAGUGUGCCUUUGAUAAUAUUCACCAUACAUUAUACAGAAAGAUCAUAUUUUAAGGGGCUAGGGGACUAUUUUAGUUGACUUCUUUAUUUCCCACUUUGCUUUCAAUUUUUCUGAUCCGUCCAUGCAUUGCUCAAAGAAAAUCUUUUAUAUAUUUUAUUUUUAUUUAGCUGUUUUUUAUUAGUUUUUUUUUAAAUAAAUUUAGUCAGUUAAAGAAUAUAUAUUCAGUGUUGGAUUUUGUGACUGAUAGAAAUAGGUUUUGUGCAAACUUUCUGAAAAUUUUGUUAUGGUUGGACAAUAAUUCUGUUUUAAAAAAUACCAAUUGUGCUGUUAUAGGAAAAGGUAUAUUGCAAUGAUCUGAGACAAGGCAUUGAUGACUAUAGUAUAUUUUAGAAAGCUGUACAACAUUUUAGAGUUUAGCUGAAAAAGAAUAUUUAAGCAGACCGAGUAUAGCUUAGUCAUAGCAUAGUAGAGCAUAGUAGUAGUUAUGUGAUUUAAAAUAAGUAAAAGAAGGUUUGAAAAUAUUCAGUGAUUUAACAUCAGACAAACCAGUAAUUUAAAAGGGGCUUGCCUCUACAUGAACAUCUAAAACAAAGAAAACACCAUCUAUCUAGUAAACAAUAAGAUCAGUAGAAUUAAGUUGGUAUUUUGUAAGUAUGAUACAUGUAUAUAAUACAGCUAAAUGAAGCACUCACUAAUUUUAAUUUCAAAAAUAUUUACACAUAUCUAGAGGCAUACCCUUUUCAGGUUUUAUUCAGCCUUAGAAAUGUUUUAAAUAUCAUUCAAUUGUUAUUUAUUUCAAACACAUAUUCCCCAAGCGGUGAUAAUUUCACUAUCUGUUAGGUUUGCAGCGUUCUCAGAUUUUUACAUCCUUUUUUGUACGAUUUUUUUCUUUAUGAAAUGCCAAAUUUUUUUAAUUUUUCUCUAAGUGAAGUGUAUGAUGUAUUCACUAGUGACAUAAAAACUACAUAUAUUACUAAAGUAAAAAGCAAAACCUUUUUUUUUUAUAUUAUUAAACCUUGUUUCAUCAUUUAUAUGAUAACCUGUUUAGUUUUAAAUAAAAUAAUUUUUGAUGAGUAACAUGCAGAUGAUUUGCCAGUACAAUUUUGUAUGCUAAAUAUUUUCCUAGUGGCAUUGCUGAAUAUUAAAACUAGCAAAUUA